AUGGCGCCGAUUAUGAUGGCCCUCCCACCAAUAGUUUUCAGAGCAUGGGUGUUUGAGUUCAUGUUUGUGGUUAUGGAUAGGAGCGCUUCGAAACCGGCCACCCCAGAGGUAGAAACCGCGCAGGAAGGCCCCAAGGCCCAAGAGGACGCCGCUGGGCCUCAGCCCAAGGAGGAUGCCGAGCCCGAGACUGGAGAUUCCAAGAGCCCCGAGCGCCCUUCUACCCUGAGCGUGGAGCCCAUUACGGAUUCGCCGGUGCCCAUACUUUCUCCGGCCGGCUCCACUAUUUCCCGCCGCGAUUCUCAACUUACCGACCGCGGCUUUUUCGACGUUAAAUUCUAUCACAACAAGCUUUGG
Molecule: messenger RNA, 354 nt
Organism: Iphiclides podalirius (scarce swallowtail)
Lineage: Eukaryota; Metazoa; Arthropoda; Insecta; Lepidoptera; Papilionidae
Source: the annotation of a GenBank genome assembly